AUGGCAAGCUCGGCAGGUGACAGACUCAACGCUUUCAACAAGCAAAUAGGAGGAACCCCAGCAGCUGAUGAGAGCAUCCCGCCCAUCAACCAAGUCGCUGCAGCAUCCAAUGGACCCAGAGCAAGUGACAAGGUCGUCAUCAUAACGGAAAGCCAGGCAAUUGACAUAAUAUCUCCAGGCGCCAAUUCCCCCCUCGGCAUAGGCCGGGCCACAGCCCACCAGUUCGCCCAGAACGGAGCCAAGGCAGUGUACAUCUGCGACUACGACGACAAGCACCUGUCCUACCACAAGACGCAAAUCACCUCGUCCUACCCAGCCUGCGAGGUGCACACCCGCAAGUUCGACGCAGCAGACGAAGCCGCCAUCAGAGAGGUCGUGGAUGACGCGUUGAAGCGGUACGGGCGCCUGGACGUCUUCUUUGCAAAUGCCGGGAUUACAGGCGCCCAUGCGCUGUUCACGGAUGUCGACAGAGAGGAUUUCAUGGAGACGGUGAGAGUGAAUACGCUGGGACCCUUCCUGGCCGCAAAACACGCCGCAAAGGCCAUGACCAAAACCUCCACCAACAAGCCCACCUCCAGCGGCAGCAUCAUCAUGACCGCCUCAGUAGCAGGCAUCCGCUCCAACGCCGGCGCCACAGCCUACUCCGCCUCCAAGGCCGCCGUCAUCAACAUGGCCGCCACCAUCGCCUACCAGCUCACGGGGUCCAACAUCCGCGUCAACGCCAUCUGCCCGGGGGUCAUCGAGACGGGCAUGACCAGGUCCAUGUACGACUCCGCCCGCAAGAGGGGCACCGAGAAGAAGAUUGGCCAGCUGAACCCGCUGCAGAGGGGCGCGCAUGCUGAUGAAGUCGCGCGGGUGGUGCUGUUCCUGGGCAGCGACGAGAGCAGUUAUGUCAAUGGUCAGGCGUGGGCUGUGGAUGGUGGAUUGAGCGCGGGCCACCCGUAUGUCAUGGGAAAGCUGGCAUGA
This is a messenger RNA of Cryphonectria parasitica EP155, 966 nucleotides long. RefSeq lists its product as uncharacterized. The record is from RefSeq and is a predicted model, not a curated record. The coding region runs from base 1 to 966 and encodes 321 amino acids. NCBI's taxonomy places the organism in Eukaryota, Fungi, Ascomycota, Sordariomycetes, Diaporthales, Cryphonectriaceae. The transcript is spliced from 3 exons. Gene Ontology annotation, molecular function: oxidoreductase activity.